GCGGUACUCUUUUGGACACAGUGAAAGCCACCGAAACAAUUCUAGCAAAGCCGCAUUGCUGUUCACGUUCACACCGAGCCCUUGAUCGACAAGAUCAUUCGGUUUGUCCACAACCAAGCUAACGAGAAAGAUAGUGAGACAAAGACAACCAUGUUCCUUGUAGAUUGGUGGUACAGUGCUCUUGCGAGCUUAGGCUUGUAUCACAAGAAUGCCAAGAUUUUGUUUUUGGGUCUUGACAAUGCUGGGAAAACCACACUGUUGCACAUGCUGAAAGAGAAUCGAGUGCAAGUGCACGUCCCCACGUUGCAUCCAAACACGGACGAAUUGAUUAUUGGUAACAUCAAAUUCAAGACAUUUGAUCUAGGUGGUCACGAAACCGCACGUCGUUUGUGGCAGGAUUAUUUUACGACGGUCGAUGGCGUCGUCUAUCUCGUCGAUUCCAUUGAUCGGGGUCGUUUCCCCGAAGCCAAGAAGGAACUCGAUGCUCUGUUGACCAGUGAAGAAUUGCAGGAUGUCCCAUUCCUCGUUCUAGGCAACAAGAUUGACAUGCCCACUGCCGCUAGCGAAGAAGAACUAAAGUACGCCUUGGGAUUGAUGGAUACCUAUGGAAAAGAUAAGGGACCUGAUGCCAACAGUGGAGUGCGCCCCAUCGAAUUGUACAUGUGUUCCGUCAUUCGAAGAAUGGGGUAUGCUGAUGGCUUCAAGUGGCUUUCACAGUUCCUCACCUAGACAACAGCAAUCCAUCCAUCCAACAAAUAUCUACAAAAACAAUCACCAAAAUCACAAGUCUGUUUGUGGAUGAUGAGUGUGGUGUGGUGUGCAUACUGGUGAGAUGAGUAUAGUAUCAAAUGAUGGAGAAAAAAUAACAUGACAAACUUCCUUACCUUCCGAUGGUAUUGCAAUGAAUGAAUGAGCGAGUAUGAAAAAUAAAAAUGACAAUCACUCAGCAAAUCGUAUUUUGGUUGUGGAGUGAUGAGGGUGUGUAAGCUUUUUUUAUCUUAUAGACAUUCGAAAAAGUUUUCCU
Seminavis robusta is the source of this 1024-nucleotide messenger RNA. NCBI's taxonomy places the organism in Eukaryota, Bacillariophyta, Bacillariophyceae, Naviculales, Naviculaceae. The record is from the annotation of a GenBank genome assembly.